AGAGAAGAAGAAGCUGAUUUGGGUUCCUUUUAAUUUGAAAAAAAUUAGUGUUGAGGUUUUUGAUGAGUUUAAGCUGAUUUGCAAAAUGGGAGUGUUCGAUUUCACUGUGAUUCCGAUUCUCGAUGACCCACGUUCUCCUUCAUCACCCUCUUCAAAAUCUUGUCAUAAUAUGAUGGAGAAGGGAUUGAAAUCAAGUCAUUUACUAGUUAAAGAGAUGAACAAGAAAAAAGAAAGAAUCAGCAAGUUUAAAGCUACUAGUAGUGCUGCAGCAUCAAUGAAGUUUUGUGUAUGUGCACCCCCAACCCACCCUGACUCAUUCAAAUGUCGUCUUCACCGAGCCACCACUUCAGCUCACCCGAGAACCGUUUCGUUGUCAACAUCAAAGAAGAUUUGCUUAUGUGCACCUGCCACCCACCCUGGCUCAUUCAAGUGUCGCCUUCACCGAACCACCACUUCAUCUCACACAAGAACCGUUUCAUCGUCCGCUCAUCACAUAAAUGGCGUCAAAGGUACAAAAAACUUGAAUCCCUUAAAGCUGGUCACGUCUUCACAAAGUGGCAGAGUCAGAAAUUCUAGCAAAGGGAAUGUUCAUGGAAAGCCUAAACUAUCGAGAUUCGGUAGGGCUGCUCUUGCUCAUGCUACUGCUGCUGCAACUUCUAGUGUACAAAUCCAACCAAUUUCUGCAGCAUUUGGACAAAUGAGUCUUAGUUAGAGAGCCAAAAGAUGGGCAAACAAGAAAAAGAAAAACUCAAGAUCAAGAUUCUACUUUUUAAAGAAGUUACUUGAUUAAUGACUACU
Messenger RNA from Solanum verrucosum, 798 nucleotides. RefSeq lists its product as uncharacterized. The transcript has 4 exons. NCBI's taxonomy places the organism in Eukaryota, Viridiplantae, Streptophyta, Magnoliopsida, Solanales, Solanaceae. The record is from RefSeq and is a predicted model, not a curated record. Bases 86 to 712 code for a protein of 208 amino acids.